Molecule: messenger RNA, 1838 nt
Organism: Sorex fumeus (smoky shrew)
Lineage: Eukaryota; Metazoa; Chordata; Mammalia; Eulipotyphla; Soricidae
Gene: TMUB2
Product: transmembrane and ubiquitin like domain containing 2
Exons: 3
Coding region: 97-1047 (316 amino acids)
Molecular function (GO): protein binding
Source: RefSeq, a predicted model, not a curated record
GGGGUUUGUUGUGAGAGUGACGAGUAAAUACCGCUGCCAUCUGUUUAACCGGACGGUGCGCAACGUGCCAGGCGUUGUGCUAAACGUUGUGUCUCCAUGAUUUCCAGUCGUCUGCAGAGGAACCUCCUGAGCGUGGACCCGGUCAGCAGCCAGGCCAUGGAGCUGUCUGAUGUCACCCUCAUCGAGGGGGUGGGGAACGAGGUGACAGUGGUGGCGGGCAUGGUGGUGCUGAUCCUGGCCCUGGUCCUGGCCUGGCUCUCCACCUACGUCGCCGACAGCGGUAGCAACCAUCUCCUGGGCACGAUUGUGUCAGCGGGCGACACCUCUGUCCUCCACCUGGGGCACGUGGACCACCUGGUGGCCGGCCAGAGCACCCCCGAGCCAGCCGAGCUCUCCCACCCGUCGGAGGGACACGAGGAGAAAGCUGACGAGGCGGGCGAAGGUGGGGGCGACUCUGCCGGGGAGCCCGGCGCCGGGGGUGGUGUGGAGCCCAGCCUGGAGCAUCUGCUUGACAUCCAAGGGCUGCCCAAAAGACACGCGGGCCCCGAGGGCAGCGGCCCCGACCCCGCCGUGCGAGCUGAGGAGAGCGCUGGCCUCAUCAGCGUGCGGCUCAAGUUCCUUAACGACACGGAGGAACUGGCGGUGGCCAGACCCGAGGAUACCGUGGGUGCGCUCAAGAGUAAGUACUUCCCUGGACAAGAGAGUCAGAUGAAACUCAUCUACCAGGGCCGCCUGCUGCAAGACCCAGCCCGCACCCUGCGCUCCCUGAACAUUACAGACAACUGUGUCAUUCACUGCCACCGCUCGCCCCCAGGCACUGCUGCCCCGGGCCCCUCAGCUGCCCUGGGCCCCUCCUCGACCACAGAGCCGCCCAGCCUGGGCAUCAGUGUGGGCAGCCUCAUGGUGCCAGUGUUUGUGGUGUUGUUGGGGGUGGUCUGGUACUUCCGGAUCAAUUACCGCCAGUUCUUCACAGCGCCUGCCACAGUCUCCCUGGUGGGGGUCACGGUCUUCUUCAGUUUCCUAGUAUUCGGAAUGUAUGGACGAUAAGGACGGGGGAAUGAAAGGCAUGGUCUUCCUCCGCAGCUGCCCCACUUUCCUGACCAGAGCUGGGCCCAAGGGCCUGGGAGGGAGGGAUGGAAAGGCCGGAGGGUCCUCUCUGCAGGACCGGGAGGCAGGUGGGGGGCCUCCCGGCAUAUCCACGAGGGGACCACCUGCCCCUCCAAGCACAACCCAGAAGCAAGGGUGUCAUCUUCCUUCACUUGUUAAGUCCUAAGGGACAGAGGUGGGCUGGUGGCCCUGCAGAGUGGGGAGCUGGGUUCUGAGGACCCCUCCUGGCUGUGGCCCUCGCUCUCCCUAUUGUCCUGCAUGCCCACUAGUCAGCACCCCAGGGUGGUUGUGGGGCGCUCAGCAUGGCCUGUCUGCUCAGGCAGGGAGCCGGGAGCAGUGUCAGUCCACCAGAAUCGUCUCCUGACAUCCAAGUCCCACAGGCAGGCUGCGCUCGCAGGUCUCUGUCUGCCCCGCAGGAGGACUGCGGUGGUCUCCCUUUUAUCAAAGCACUUUGCUUGUUUUUUUCUUUCUUUUUUAAUAGUCCUUUAUAGAACUCAGUCAGGGGACUGGGGCACAAUGCCAAGCCCCCAGCAUUGGGAGAGGCCAGGCCACAGCUGCUGCUACCCUAGGCCUAAGGCUGUAAGCAGGAGACUGCUCUGGCCCCCAGCCAGCGCCCUACCCUGCCUGGCUCCAAGGAUGAGGCAGGGUAUGGAACUUUGGGCCCUAGGCCCUUGCCUCUCCGGGACUCCUGGAGGGUCAACACCCAUGACUCAAUAAAGUUCAAUUUUGUA